Messenger RNA from Metarhizium acridum CQMa 102, 2541 nucleotides. It is a transcript of the gene SEC27, whose product is annotated as Coatomer subunit beta'. Gene Ontology annotation, molecular function: protein binding; structural molecule activity. Gene Ontology annotation, cellular component: COPI vesicle coat. Lineage: Eukaryota; Fungi; Ascomycota; Sordariomycetes; Hypocreales; Clavicipitaceae. Gene Ontology annotation, biological process: intracellular protein transport; retrograde vesicle-mediated transport, Golgi to endoplasmic reticulum; intra-Golgi vesicle-mediated transport. The record is from RefSeq and is a predicted model, not a curated record.
AUGAAGCUCGACGUCAAGCGUCAGCUGUAUGCUCGCAGUGAGCGAGUGAAAGGCGUCGACUUUCACCCUCAGGAGCCAUGGAUCCUCACCACACUCUACAGCGGCCAUGUCUACAUUUGGUCGUAUGAGACUCAACAAACGGUCAAGACUUUCGAGCUUACCGAGGUGCCUGUUCGAGCUGGUCGAUUCGUCGCACGCAAGAACUGGAUUGUCUGCGGCUCAGAUGAUUUCCAAAUACGUGUCUACAAUUACAACACCUCGGAAAAGGUGGCCCAAUUCGAAGCACACCCCGAUUACAUUCGCGCAAUCGCGGUUCAUCCAACUCUUCCCUUCAUCCUGACCGCCUCCGACGAUAUGACGAUUAAGCUCUGGGAUUGGGACAAGGGUUGGAAGUGUGUUCAGGUGUUUGAGGGCCACAGCCACUAUGUCAUGGGUAUUGCCAUCAAUCCCAAGGAUACAAAUACUUUUGCCUCUGCGUGCUUGGAUCGAACUGUCAAGAUUUGGAGCUUGGGCUCGUCUACCGCCAACUUCACAUUGGAAGCUCACGAGAGCAAGGGCGUGAACCACGUCGACUACUACCCUCACUCCGACAAGCCUUAUCUUCUCACCACUUCUGACGAUCGAACUGUCAAGGUCUGGGACUACACCACCAAGUCCCUGAUUGCCACGCUCGAAGGCCACACCAACAAUGUCUCCUUUGCUUGCUACCACCCAGAACUUCCCGUCAUCGUUUCCGGUUCCGAGGACGGGACAAUCCGAAUCUGGCAUGCCAACACGUACCGAUUCGAGCAAUCUUUGAACUACAGUCUGGAGCGCGCUUGGUGUGUCUCUUAUCAGAAGGGCAAGCAAGGAAUUGCUGUCGGCUACGACGAUGGUGCUGUCGUGGUUAAACUGGGGCGAGAGGAGCCUGCUGUCUCUAUGGAUGCGUCUGGCAAGCUUAUCUGGGCCAGACAUAACGAGGUCGUGUCCUCCAUCAUCAAGGGAGAUGCCUCCCUCAAGGACAAUGAUCCCAUUUCGCUUCCCACCAAGGACCUCGGAACUUGUGAAGUGUACCCUCAGACUUUGAUUCACUCGCCGAAUGGUCGUUUUGUCGCAGUUUGCGGUGAUGGCGAGUAUAUCAUCUACACGGCCCUGGCAUGGCGUAACAAGGCGUUCGGAUCUGCCUUGGACUUUGUCUGGGGCUCCAAGGAGAACAGCAACGACUUUGCCAUUCGCGAAUCAGCAAUGAGUGUCAAGAUCUACAAGAAUUUUGUCGAAAAGAGCGGCGGUCUCGAUGUUGGCUUCCAGGCUGAUGGUCUUACCGGUGGCGUUCUUCUGGGUGUUACUGGCCAGGGUGGCAUCUCAUUCUUUGACUGGGCAACUGGUGGCUUGGUGCGGAGAAUUGAAGUCGAGCCAAAACAUGUUUACUGGUCAGAGAGUGGAGAAUUGGUUGCCAUUGCUUGCGAGGACAGCUGUUAUGUCCUGAGAUUUUCUCGAGAAAACUAUAUCGAAGCUGUCCAGUCCGGCCAAGUAGAGGAUGACGGUGUUGAGUCGGCUUUCGAGGUUAUUACUGACAUUAGCGAAACUAUCCGAACUGGUGAAUGGGUUGGAGACUGCUUCCUCUACACUAACAGCACCAAUCGCUUGAAUUAUUUGGUUGGCGACCAGACGUACACCGUAUCACAUUUUGACAAGCCCAUGUAUAUCCUGGGCUACAUUCAGCGAGACUCCAGAAUCUAUCUGGCCGACAAGGAUGUCAACGUCACAUCGUUUGGCCUCUCGCUUCCCGUUCUUGAGUACCAGACUUUGGUUCUUCGAGAAGACAUGGAAACGGCCGCCGAGCUGCUACCCACCAUUCCCAACGACCAGCUUAACAAGAUUGCGAGAUUUCUCGAGGGACAGGGUCACAAGGAGCUGGCAUUGGAGGUUGCCACCGACCCUGAGCACAAAUUUGAUCUUGCACUGGCACUGAACCAGCUGGAUACGGCCCUCGAGCUGGCCCGCGCUGCCGAUGUGGAGCACAAGUGGAAGACAGUGGGAGAUUCUGCCCUGGCUGCAUGGGAUGUGGCUUUGGCGGCCGAGUGUUUUACUCACGCCAAGGAUCUGGGCUCAUUGCUUCUCCUCCACUCAUCUACUGGUGACAGGGAAGGGUUGGCAACUCUUGCGAAGCAAGCGCAGGAAGCGAACUCUCACAACAUUGCCUUCUCUUGCUCAUGGCUCUUGGGUGACGUCGAGCAGUGCGUCGAAAUUUUGACCAAGACGGGACGACUGGCCGAGGCUGUUCUUUUCUCACAAACGUACAAGCCGAGUUUGACCAAGCCCAUCGUGAAGGACUGGAAAGAGAGUUUGGAAAAGUCUAAAAAGGGCCGAGUAGCGAAACUUGUUGGAGUUCCCGAGGAUGACGGCGACUUGUUCCCCGAAUGGGAUGCGUGGCUAAAGGCCGAAACCGAGGGCGGCUUAGCAGCGAAUAAUCUAGCAGAAACGAACGGCGAGCAAGACGAAGCCGAGAUCGAGAAGCAAGAAAAGACGAAGGCGGAGGAAGAGGAAGAGGAAGAUGAGUAA